This is a messenger RNA of Mauremys mutica (yellowpond turtle), 378 nucleotides long. RefSeq names its product sperm acrosome membrane-associated protein 4-like. Lineage: Eukaryota; Metazoa; Chordata; Testudines; Geoemydidae. Bases 4 to 378 code for a protein of 124 amino acids. The record is from RefSeq and is a predicted model, not a curated record. The transcript is spliced from 3 exons.
ACCAUGGGCAAAAUUCUCCUCCUGUGUCUGGCCGUUCUGACCUGCGUCGGGAUCGGAGCGGCCCUGCAGUGCCUGAAAUGCGACUUCACCAUAUUUGACAUCCCCUGCCACACCACCACCGUCACCUGCCAGGACAACCAGCUCUGCGCCACCAUCCGGGGCCACGCAGCCGGCCACAAGCUGAUCAUGAAGAAGAACUGCGUUGACAAGGGGAAAUGCCACACCAACGACAACUCGACCUUCGCCGGCAUCACCUACAGCACCUCCUACGAGUGCUGCGAGGGCGAAUUCUGCAGCUCGGUCGAGGGCGCCGGGGCCCAGCUCUCCCUGGCCGCAGGGCUGGCCAUGCUGGGGGCCUGGCUCGGCCGGGGCCUCUAA